Molecule: messenger RNA, 600 nt
Organism: Phytomonas sp. EM1
Lineage: Eukaryota; Euglenozoa; Kinetoplastea; Trypanosomatida; Trypanosomatidae
Source: the annotation of a GenBank genome assembly
AUGCUGACGACGGCCCCCUUCGCCGUCGUCGCGGGCGCGCCCGCCGCGUUGAUCGGGCAGCGCCUCCUCGCGUUCGUCUUUCGCGGCCGAAGCGGGUUCGAGAACACCGCCUAUGUGGACGUCGGGGUCUGCACCCACGUCAGCCCGGUCAGGGUGGAGGGCGGCUCGACAGGCGGGGGGGGGGGGACGACCCUCUCGGGGCUCCUUUUCCCCGUCAGCGAGCCCGGCGGGGUCCCCGUCAACGCGCCUCCCCCCCCUCUCAAGACCGUCGUCUUUGACGGCGUUAUCCUUCGCUCGAUUAACGCAACGCCGAGCCUGAGCGAUACCGCGCAGCAGCUCCGCACGUUGCAAGCGCAGUCGUGGGCGCAGGCCGAAUGUCAGCGGCAGUUUCGAUUCCUCAAUAUGCCCUUCGAGCUGAAGACGGUUCACGUCUCGUUCGAUGGUAAAAUAUGCGUUGUGUACUAUCAAAUCAACACAAAGGAGGAUACCAGCAGCGAGCCGAACGUCUCUCGGCUAUUGCGUGUGCUACAGUAUCAUCUAUCGUGCAAGGUGCACUUGGCGCGUUGGCCAGUGGAGGAGGGGCAGAACGAACGGUACUAG